Eucalyptus grandis is the source of this 1182-nucleotide messenger RNA. RefSeq names its product LEAF RUST 10 DISEASE-RESISTANCE LOCUS RECEPTOR-LIKE PROTEIN KINASE-like 2.1. The coding region runs from base 1 to 1182 and encodes 393 amino acids. The record is from RefSeq and is a predicted model, not a curated record. NCBI's taxonomy places the organism in Eukaryota, Viridiplantae, Streptophyta, Magnoliopsida, Myrtales, Myrtaceae. Gene Ontology annotation, molecular function: ATP binding; protein kinase activity; polysaccharide binding. The transcript is spliced from 5 exons. Gene Ontology annotation, biological process: protein phosphorylation.
AUGGGUAUCCAACGGAGUAAUAUUGCGAGAGCGUUAGCUUACACUCUCUUCAUAUUCAUAUUAGUAGUGGCGGUUCAAUCGGUGAAAUAUGAGGAUUGUGAGGCCACUACGUGUAGCAAGAGUGAUCUGAACAUAAGCUAUCCCUUUUAUGUUCGUGGACGUGGGAAGGAACUUUGUGGCUACCCCAGCUUCGAGGUUAGCUGCGAAGGAGGGGAAACUAUGUAUGGCAACUUCUCCAUCCGAAGCAUCUCUUAUGAGACGCAAUCCUUCGAGUUAGCGAAUCGGUAUAUGACUGACACUGGUUGCAUGGUUCCUCAUGCCUUCAGUUAUUAUCAUGAGAAGCUCUUCCAGAGCUCCAUGGAGGCCGAUGUGGCCGGUCCUAUGAGAAAGACUUUGUUUGCUAUUGCUCUGAUGGAUCCUAUCAGGAAAAAUGUGAUGCUGUUGCUUCAUUUUGUGGGGGUGGGUGCUGUUGCAAUGGUUCUAGCAUAUCUUUGUAAAAAGAGAUUUUGCAAUCAGAAAUCCAUGGUCCGAUGGAGCAAGAAGAUGAAUGGAUUUGAUAAAUUUGAGGUCAUUUUUGAAAAUCAUGGUUUCUGCUUUCACAAAACCAAAAGGGCUCUUGUCUAUGAGUACAUGGUCAAGGGAUCACUGGAGAAACUCAUAUACAAAGAGAACUACAACAAAUUAAGUUGUUGCUCUCUUGGAUGGGACACCUUGAACCAAAUCUCCCUAGGCAUAGCUCAAGGGCUCGAAUACUUGCACCAAGAUUGCAACUUGAGAAUGUUACACCUCGACAUAAAGCCGCACAAUAUUCUUCUUGAUGAAAAUUAUCACCCCAAGAUCUCCGAUUUCGGCCUUGCAAAAAUAUACCAUCAAGAUGAGAGCACCAUCUCACUAUUUGGGGCACAAGGGACCAUGGGGUUUAUUGCCCGGAAGUCUUUUGUCAGAACUUUGCAAGAGCUUGGACUGUGGAAUAUUGACAAUGAAGGAGAUAGAGAGAAGGCUAAGAAGAUGAUAAUAGUGAGCUUGUGGUGCAUACAAACCAAUCCUUCAAAUAGGCUGACAAUGAGUGAGGUGGUGGAUAAGUUAAGAGGCAGUGUUGAUUGCUUGCAAGUUCCUCCCAAGCCUUAUUUGUCUUCUCCAUCAAGAUCAUCACCAACCACUUCGCUGUCCAUGAUUGUGUGA